GAAAUAUAAACACCUGCAAUCAACACCACACCCGUCACGAUUGUACAUAAUAGCCAACUACUUCAGGUGACACAUGGUCAAGUAAAAUAGAAGACAAGGAGAUUCUUCGUCCGCCGAAUAAUUUUCAAGUGUGCAGUUAUUUCGAAAGUUUAAGCCAUUCUAAUCAACCAUGAAAAGCGCAUAUAAAUAUCCAGAUGGGAGCGAGUACAAUGGGGAGUGGUCGGACAAUGGACAGCGUGAAGGAUACGGUCACAUGAAAUUUCCAGAUGGUGCACAGUACUAUGGGAAGUUUGUGAACGGACUAUGUGAGGGACUCGGUGUCAUGGUGUUUUCUGAUAAUUCAAGGUUUGAAGGAGAGUUUCAGCAAGGGAAGUUCAGUGGAUUGGGAGCGUUCUUCAGGUGUGAUGGGAUGAAAUUUGAAGGUGAAUUUCAAGACGGCAAGAUCCGUGGUCAAGGUAUUGUGACCUUUCCUGAUGGAACACACGGCAUCCCAAGAAAUGAGGGUCAGUUUGAUGGAAACAAAAUGGUGCGACGAGAAAAAUGUUUGGCAACUAUUCAGAAAGCGAGACAAGUUGCUAAUCAUGCUAAAAGUCAGAGUCAAUAAGGAUGCUGCAUUUGGCAAACAAUGUUCCAUUAUGGUGCUUAAUCUUGAAUGCCAAGGUUAAAAAAGUUAUUUUCAACGAAUUCCAUGUACAAACUAAAAACUUAUCCAACGAUCAGAUUCAUUUAAAUACAUGUAUUACUCGUAAUAUCAGAGUAUGAAGUAACAUGGAAGCAACCUACAUGUACAUCAUUUCCCAUUUUUUACAGGACAAUGUAGAUUGUCUCCCUUUUAUAUGUUGUUCUUAGAUCAAACUCAAAACCAAGCAUAAUACUAUUUAUGUUUAAAUAUAUAUCCUUUAUGGAAAUGAACAAAUUUUGUACUUGACAAAUGAAUUAGUGGAAAUAUUGUGUUAGAAAGUGUAGUAACAAUUUUGGUGAAAUACUAUAUUGUCUGGUGGUAUGUAUGUAGAAACAUAUAUUCAACUAAAUUCUGCACUUAAAAAUAUAUAUGUUCCCAAGGAAAAGAGAGAGGAAGAGAGAAAUAGAGAGAGAGGGAGAUGUAAUACACAAGGUUAUACAUUAAUAUAUAUAUCAUAUCUUCUAAGAUUUUAUAUACUAUAAACAUUCCACAUCAGUUACAAUGUUUUGACAUAAAUGAGGAUCUCCCUAUUAUCGUCAAGCUCAAUAUAUGUAUAAUUUGUCGUUUUCAAUAGAGUUUACAGGUUCAAAACAAUUGUCGCUAACAUGAAACAAAAGCAGAUCUUUCUUUAUUGAAAAACAAUAACAAUAUGUUGUUUUCGAAAUACUUUCGGGAUUCGAUUAACAAAAACAUUGGUGUGCAGUUCCAAACUGCCCGUCUAAUGACAGUGCACCAAUCAGUAGAUAUCCCUUUCAUGAGGAUGUAAAAUUUCAGCCAUUGUUUUUCUUUGGAGAUAUCCUUACUUCAUUGCCUAUCGCACUCAGAUAUUCUGAUGUCAGUGUUUGUCAAUAAUGUUAAGAUAUCGGAACACCUUUUCUUGUCUUGUUGAGAUAUCCUGAUUUCAUUUGAUUGUUAAGUUUAGAUAUCCUGAUGUCAUUUGAUAUCAGGUGGAGAUAUCCUGAUGUCAUUUGAUAUCGGGUGGAAAUAUCCUGAUGUCAUUUGAUAUCGGGUGGAGAUAUCCUGAUGUCGUUUGAUAUCAGGUGGAGAUAUCCUGAUGUCGUUUGAUAUCAGGUGGAGAUAUCCCGAUAUCAUUUGAUAUCGGGUGGAGAUAUCCUGAUGUCGUUUGAUAUCGGGUGGUGAUAUCCUGAUGUCAUUUGAUAUCAGGUGGAAAUAUCCUGAUGUCAUUUGAUAUCGGGUGGAGAUAUCCUGAUGUCAUUUGAUAUCGGGUGGAGAUAUCCUGAUAUCGUUUAAUAUCAGGUGGAGAUAUCCUGAUGUCAUUUGAUAUCAGGUGGAGAUAUCCUGAUGCCAAUGGUUGUCAAGCUGAGUUAUCAUCAUCAAAGAGGUUGUCAAUUUGAAAAGUAAAAUGUCAUGAUUUUCAAAAGUUGAGAUAUCAGUAAUGUAUAUUAUAUAUGUUGUACAUUUUAAUGUUUUUGUUUGGAAUAUUUAAAAUUAUGUGAAAUGUUAUGUAAUGAUGUUACACAUUUUAUUUGUACAUUUUGCAGUUUACAAACAGUUUCACCAAAGUGUUUUUUUUAUACUACUACACAUGUAAUAAAAUCAGUGAGAAUGAU
Molecule: messenger RNA, 2253 nt
Organism: Mizuhopecten yessoensis (Yesso scallop)
Lineage: Eukaryota; Metazoa; Mollusca; Bivalvia; Pectinida; Pectinidae
Product: MORN repeat-containing protein 4-like
Exons: 4
Coding region: 170-604 (144 amino acids)
Source: RefSeq, a predicted model, not a curated record